AUGACGAUUAACGACACUCUUAGGGCAUUACAAAAUCUUAAGUCUUGUAAAUCAACUGGUUUAGAUAAUAUCAGUGCAAGAUUUCUUAAGAUAGCAACCCCUAGUAUAGCACCUUCUAUUACAAAAAUCAUGAACAUAUCCCUAAAUACUGCGGUAUUUCCAACAAGGUGGAAGACAGCAAAAGUUGUCCCACUCUUUAACGCCGGCGAGAGGGAUAAUGUUACGAACUAUCGUCCUAUAUCAAUUUUGCCAGUCAUCUCGAAGAUUAUCGAGAAACAUGUGCAUAACCACCUUGAUGCAUACAUGACGGCGACAAUUCCACAGCACCGAAACGGCGUUGAUAAAGAUAAUUGA
Messenger RNA from Paramuricea clavata, 354 nucleotides. Lineage: Eukaryota; Metazoa; Cnidaria; Anthozoa; Malacalcyonacea; Plexauridae. The record is from the annotation of a GenBank genome assembly.